AUGUUCAUCGAUUUUGCGGAGGGUGAAGGUUUCCUUGAGUGCAUCUCGACGUCACACAAGUGUGCCUCGACAGGUAACCCGUUGGGGCUCGAGUUGAGCCUAGUGGCCCCCGAGCGGGGUGUGGGUCAAGGUCUUUGGGCCAAAGCUUGGGUUGAAGUGUGGCGCCUGUCGGGCCAUCCGGUCGCCACCGGAUCCUGCAGCCUGCCUUUGCUGCAGUCGCCUAUGCUCAAUGGGUCUUGGAGUGGUCGCCGGAUUCCGACGGGCAGGUUUGUGACCUGGAUUUCUUCGAUCCUCAAGUCUGGGGAUGCGAGCAUGGGGUUUGAUCUCAAGGGUCACUCGUGCAAGCAUACUGCACUGUCGUGGGCAAGCAAAACGGACAUGUCCAAGGACUCCUGCACCAUCUUGGGGCACCACUCCUUGAAGGAUAGACGAUCGGUCGUGACCUACUCCAGGGACAUUCAAGCUGGACCAUUGCGAGAGCUGUGUCAGAUGUACUGUGACAUUCGGUGUGGCAGGUAUCUCCCAGACAUGACAAGGUCGGGUCUUUAUGCAAAGGGCCCUGCAGCUGCUGACCCGGCCGAGGAGCUGCCUGGCGACAGCGUGUUCGAGACCGAGGCGGAAAGAAACUGGUACCGGCCGGCGGUCAGCCCUGGCUCAGCUUGUGACUCAGAAGCCUUCCCUUGUGCGAAUGCUGUUGCUUCUGAGCCUGGCCUCAGCGAUCAAAGGGAUGCCAGCGACGAUGACACCCCUUUCGGUCGUGCUGUGGACUCCCUAAUCCAUAGUGCAGAGCGUGCUGCGUGGGAAGAUCCGGAUGCUGCUUUCGAAGACGAUAGGUCUCAGGGGGAGGAGCCAGACUCCUCGUCGUCUAGCGAGUCUAGUUCCGAUUCAGGCUCGUCUGACAGCGAGAUAGAUGAAGCCCUGACUGCGAGUCAAGCAGACCCCCCCGCGGCUUUCGAAGAAAGGGCCAAGGAAUGUGGGCUGACACAAGCUGAGCUUGAUGUGCUCGUGCGUAAGGGUUUGACAUCCUUGUCGCUCCUUGCCUUCAGUGUCUCGACCCCGGGCGAAGUACCGCAGGAGGCUGAGCUCAGGUCCAUCCUUGAUCCCGCGGACCCCACGACUGUGCCGUUGCGUGCACUGUCGGCGCUGCGGCGCCUCAUGUUUGAAGCUCAAACUCUGUCCAUUGCACAGCUUAAAAGCUCGAUUGAGGGUGAAGGCGAAAAGAAAGCGGAGUUGGCCCCUGCUGAGAGGAUGAAUCGUAUAGCCGACCAGCGGAAAAGGCUCGUGGGGCUCAGCUUGACUGGUCCUUUGGAAAACGCUUUCAGCAAUUACACUUAUGUCGCCCAGGUCGUUGAUCAGGAUUGCCUCUCCUAUUUGGAGCCCCACAGGUUCCUAACCAGGGCCAUGGAGGUGAAUCGAGAAAAGCCAGGGAAAGAGUUGAUCUUAGAUGAGGGCUCGCGCAUGAGUAUCCGCGACAAGGCCCACAAGGAUAAGUGUGGCAUUCAGAAUGAGUUGCAGCUCUCCGAAGCCCUGUGUCGCAGAGCACUUGCUUGCGACCUUCUGCAGCUUUGCACUUUUGCAUCCAUGGACUUGUGGCACAGGCAUCUGCUUGCCAAGCUAUCGGAGCAGCCGCCUCCAUACUAUGCUAAGGUUUCGAUGGAGCAGCUGCUCAGGUGCGACAAGGCGGCAUGGGUGCGCAUGAGUGAGCUCUUGACUUCUCUGAAGAAGGAUGACGCGGGAAACUUGCCAAUGGAUGCUGCUCUGGAUAAGCUUCAGUACGAUCCAAAAAUCAUGAUGCAUUUGGCCCCGCUUCCUGGGGCUAAGUGGAAGGGCGAUGGCAAGGGCGACAAGGGCACAAAGCGUGAUGCCGAUGGCAAGCCGAAGUUGCCUCCUCACCGACCCGGUAAAGGUGCAGGUAAGGGAAAUCCUUCGGUCUCGCCCCAGGCGGCAAACCACGAGUGCAUGAUGGCACAGAUAGAUAAGGUGGGCCCGUUGGCAUGUCCCAAGCCGGCCGCAGCAGUGCGUGAACGAAUCCCGAAUGUUGUGAUUGAUGAGCGAGUUUUUCCCUUGCCCGCUGAGCGGCGAGUGCAAGUCUCUUUGCAUCCAGCAGAGCAAUUUGCGCAAGACGUGCUGUCGUCUGGUGAACCUGUGACAGCAUCUUGCAUUGAACGCCUUUUCAGUUUGUUACCCUCUAGACUGGAUGAACGCUUUGGUUCAGAGUCUGGCAGAUCCUUUGUUGCAGGUGUUUUCCGACAUGGGGGCGUCGUUGGCCUCACAAACACCUGUCGCUCUUUUCCUCAAUCGGUCAUUUUGGCCAUCUCUUGGGCCGUGCAGCACGGCGGGUCCAAGUUGACAGAUUUCACAUUUUGCUCGAUUUCCUUGAAUCUUAACGUCAAGACUGAGGUUCACCGUGAUGUGAACAACGAUGAUGCUGACAACCUUGUGCUGGGUGUCACCGACUUUUCAGGUGGACACAUCUGGGUUCAAUCCGAGUCGGGCAGCCAUGCUCUACCCGUCAAUGGUUCCCUGGUCCCUGGAGACUUGUAUGAUGUUGCAGCGGCCCCAGUGCGGUUCUAUGCACGAAAACGUUUGCAUUGCACAAUGCCUUGGACGGGGGUUAGACUAGUCCUUAUCCUUUUUUCCGGCGGAGAUGCAACUCAGCUGCCCAGCCUUGACUUUGAGCAUCUUAAAUCCUUAGGGUUUAGGCCCUCGGUCUCCGCGUCAACCGUCAACCCUCCGUUGGCGUAUGUCCCACCACCUGCCGGAGCCCUGGAACCCUUGCUUUCUAAGGUUUCUGAUAAAGUCCAAGGAGUGCCUCUUGAUAGUCUCAUGUUCCUCGAUGUGUUCUGUGGUUCGGGGGGCCUCUGUGCUUCUUUGCGUCAGCUGGGCAUGAAGCUGAGCGUUGGUUUGGACCGUCAUGCACAACGUGGUUGCAAAUGUCCCGUUGUCUCACUGGACCUUACGAAGCCGGGAUCCCGAGCCAUUCUGCUCGACCUCCUUAGGCAGCCAAAUGUUGUUGCGUGCCAUUUGUCUCCACCUGUGACCACCAGCUGUGUCGGUUUGGCGGGCCCUCGCCCAAGUGUCCUCCGCAAUGCAGCGCAUCCUGAGGGUCUGCCAGGUCUUCAAGGUGCUGAUCUUGAUUUGGUCAAUGGGGCUAAUGCCCUUUUUGCCAUGUGCGCAGAGGUCUGGCAUUUCUGUUGGAGUCAUGGGGUAUUCUGUUCCAUUGCUCACCCCAGCCGAUCCAUCAUGUGGCUCACUGCUUCACUCCGGUCUUGCCAGUCCUCUCCCUUCAUCUCUACUUCCUUGCAUCAGUGUAUGUUCGGCUCCUACAGACGAAAGGCUACCCGCCUUCUGCACACGGUUCCCUUCCUGCAGAAACUUGGUGUGACGUGCGAUGGUGCCCACGCUCACGAGCCGUGGCGCUCCCCGGCGCACAAUCGCGCCAAAGACGCUGGCCUUCCGCCUAUGCUGUGCAAAUCCUUUGCCCAGGCACUUGUGGAUCAACUGCUUGCAUGCGGUGCGCGCGGCCCGGCGUGCUCUCUUGCCAAUGCAUCCUUGUCGCUCUCGAUGGGCGCCCGUGUGACUACAGCUGCACAGCCUUCAGGUCGGAAGAUUCCUCCACUGGUGCCUGAGUUUUCUCGCACAGUCAAAGUGUCGGGCCCAGCCGAUCAGCUGCCGUGCACCUCGAAGACCAAGCUGCUAUCGGCCUGGACAGUCCCCAAGACUGUCUUGUGCACACCUUUUCUUUCGUCGUUGCCGGCAGGUUCCAAGUGCCUCCGAGCCAGCCCUUAUGCUCCACGGGGUAUGGCGUCUACCUCGGGGCCAGCCACCUUUGCAUCUACAUCUGAGCCAACUGCCGGUGCGGAACCCUGCUCCUCUGCUGCAGGUAUGCCUACGAUCGCCAUGGGUGUGGGUUCAGCUAGUCCCGACUCCCCUAACACCUUGUGCCGACCGGCACCUGCCCUGCCUGAGGCUGCUGAGGGUGUAACGUUAGGUAGUCCUGAUCCCCUGGUUCCGCGGUGCCAGCCGGUCCCUGCCCUACCCUUGCCUGCAGCCAGUGCAGCCAGUGCGACUCCCAAUGUCAAGUCGGGGCUUCAAUUGCUCUUUGGCAUACCGUGGUCACCUUCGGAGUUUGUGGAGCAGGCAUGCAAUGCGAAGCACCCGCGCUCCUUAGAUCAAGGUGUGCCAACUGGCAUGUCGGCAUGUAUUGAUCAUUUGUGCGAGCACAGCUCGGUCAGUGUGGCUAGAGAACGCACGGCUGAACUUCGCAAAUGGAUGCUUAGGAAGAAAGAGCUUGACGAGAGCUUUGACGGACCCGAACAUUGCAAGAAGAUCCUAGCUGGGAAACCCUUGAAACUCUUCGGGGAGAUGGUCAAAGCUGCUGGGCAUGCCGAUGCAAACCUGGUACGAGAUAUACAGAACGGCUUCGACCUGCUUGGUGAAAUCCCUUCCUCGUCUGUCUUGCCGAAGAAAACCACCGUGGCAUCCCUCAGCAUCGAGGACGUAAGAAUCGCCACCCCGGCGAAUCAGCGUGCGAUCUGGGAAGCUACCCGCACCUGCAGGGAUCCUGAAAUUGCUUCGGAAGUGUAUCGCCUUACCUUGGAGGAGCGGGACAAAGGGUGGCUCACUGGACCCUUCUCUCUCGCCGAUGUGCCGGAGACUGCCAUUGUUACGCGCCGCUUUGGCGUCAGGCAAGGUGUGAUGACGACGGCCACCGGUGUAGCGGCAAAGAUCCGUCCGAUCGAUGACUUCACGGAAAGCUUAGCCAACUUGACGUGCACCUGUGCGGAAACAAUUGACCCGCAUUCAGUGAACGUCAUUGUGGCCGGGAUCCUGAGGCGGAAGCGUGAGCUCGUGUCCACGAUCGAGUCCAUCGUGCAUCAAGGUGGAGUGCAUGCCAAAGAGCUUGAGUGCUUGCGUGGCCGUCUUCAGUUCGCUGAGUCGCAGGUGUUUGGUCGGGGUGCGGCCCAACGCAUGCGAGCUAUAUCAAAAGCAAUGAAGCUCUCGGGCUUUGUGGUUCUCGAUGAUUCCUUGACCGAGGCCCUGCUCUUCUUGAAAGAUCGAGUUUUGCACGGGGAAGCAAGGAUGAUCAGGGCUUGCGAUCGUUCCACCUACCACUUGUUCACAGACGCUUCCUACGAAGCAGAUGCGCCAGCCGGCCUAGGAGGCAUUCUUUAUAGCGAUAGGGGUUUGCUCCUUAGGUGGUACUCCGAGUCUGCCGACCCAGACGUUCUGGAGGCCAUAAACAAAGAGGGCAAACAAGGUCUGAUCUAUGAGUUGGAAGCUUGUGCGGCGGUGCAAGGUGUGGUGCAACUUUGCAACUCUUUGAGUGACUGCAAUCUCAUUUGCUAUUGUGACAAUGAGGCCGCCCUCGCGGCCCUCAUCAAGUGUGCUUCCGAUUCACCGGUGGUAGCAUCGCAGCUCAACAAGCUCAGCAUGCUUGAGGAUGAGAAAGGAAUCAGCAUAUGGUUUGAAAGAGUGGAGUCAUCUGCGAACCCUGCUGAUGAUCCUUCGCGAUUUGUGUUUGGCAAGCUUCCUACCAACUUCAGAGUCCGUUGGGCCCCAGGCGAAGAGCUGUUGUUCUAG
Symbiodinium sp. CCMP2592 is the source of this 5583-nucleotide messenger RNA. Lineage: Eukaryota; Dinophyceae; Suessiales; Symbiodiniaceae. The record is from the annotation of a GenBank genome assembly.